Trichosporon asahii var. asahii CBS 2479 is the source of this 543-nucleotide messenger RNA. RefSeq lists its product as uncharacterized. NCBI's taxonomy places the organism in Eukaryota, Fungi, Basidiomycota, Tremellomycetes, Trichosporonales, Trichosporonaceae. The record is from RefSeq and is a predicted model, not a curated record. The transcript has 3 exons. Bases 1 to 543 code for a protein of 180 amino acids.
AUGGGGAAGAAGGACAAGAAGCCUGCCACCGCUGUGGCCGACACGGCGGCCGACAUUGACGAUAUCUUUGCCGCACCGAAGAAGUCAAAACCUGCUGUUGCCGAGCAGCCCUCUUCGUCCUCGAAACCCUCAAAGUCCUCGUCAAAGGAUAAGUCAAAAUCCUCCGAGAAGAGCGAAAAGGCGGAGGAGAAGGAGAAGAGCGACAAGAAGGACAAGUCUGAGAAGAAGGAGAAGAAGCGCAAGUCCGAGUCUGAGGAGCCGGCCAAGAAGAAGAACAAGAGCGAGCGCGUGGUUGAGGAGGUCGUCGACCCGUCCCUUGCCGUCAAGGCUGCCGUUGAGAAGGCUAAGCAGAAGCCGGUCAAGGCCGCUAAGGCUCGAGGAAAGGAGGUCGAGGAGGACAUGGCGUUCCGUGACUCGAGGGGAGAUGCUGGACGAAAACGCACGGAAGAGGGCUACCUCGUAUUCAAGGAGGCCGAGCUCGGUAUCGACCCCGAGGCGGGCGGCACGCCCUUGUGCCCGUUCGACUGCGAAUGCUGUUUCUAA